UGUGAUUUGCUUCCUGUGCCGGAAUCACAGUGGGGACGUCGGGGUCAGACGGAUGGAGUCUCCGGGACAAGUCCAGAGCAGUGCUGCUGCUGGUGAGAGUGGAAGCAGAUGGUCCGGGCAGACUUCGGAGCUUAUUCUCCCCCUGGAUCCACUAGGAAGCGGCACAUCCGUUUUGCAGCCCAUCAUGAUAUCAUCCUGCUGCGGGAGGUCAUCCACCACAAUCCCUUCUGGGUGCGGGAGUUCGGCCAGGUGUGGGCAGCGGUGGCGGAGAGGAUGAGCACAGCCCUGCAUGGAGAAGGCUUCGAGGUGGAUGGUAGGAGGUGCAGAGAGAGGACCGCACUACUGCUGGAUUAUUACAAGAGGCAGAACUUCGCCAUGCUGCGCAGACCUCUACACAGGGGUGGCACAGAAGCCAUGUACAUGGAGAAAGAGGAAUUGCUGCGGAAGAUUCUGGAACUGGAGUCUGAGAAAUGGGAAGUUGGUUCUGAUCCCCGCCACAGGGACUCUUUAAGAGACACCCUUUGUGUGAAUGUCAGCGACGAGGCACUGCGCAGAGCACAGGAGGAGGCAUCCACUACACUUGCAAUGGAGUCUAAGCAGGAAGACAACAACAUGGGAGAAAGGCUGGUCAAGAAACAAGAAUGCGAAGGCUGCUGCAGCGCAUACGCUCGAAUACUGCAACACUUAGAACGGAGAGCGGAGGCAGAGCAGCGCCUACGAGAAGAGGAACUAGCUCUGCGACGGGAAGAACUGCAGCUACAGCGGGAGAGAGCCGCUCUGGAGAGAGAGAGGCAGGAGGCAGAGCGUAGGGAGAGGGAGAGGAGGUUUGAGCUGGAAAGGGAAGAAAGACAAGUCAUAUUAGAAAUAUUGAGAGAAAAAAUUAUUAAGUGACAACCUGCCACACUUACCACAUAAUCACAAAUGAAAUGUGACAAAAUGAAUGAGAAUAAAAGAGCACAGCUGCUAAGAGAGAUGGGACAGGUGCAGGGGUGGACUGACAACUCAUGGGGCCCCCGGGCAAUAGAAGAUUAUGGGGCCCCUGGGCUUACAGAUGGCCAC
Messenger RNA from Rana temporaria (common frog), 1059 nucleotides. RefSeq names its product trichohyalin-like. NCBI's taxonomy places the organism in Eukaryota, Metazoa, Chordata, Amphibia, Anura, Ranidae. The transcript is spliced from 4 exons. The record is from RefSeq and is a predicted model, not a curated record. Bases 109 to 891 code for a protein of 260 amino acids.